Messenger RNA from Hippocampus comes (tiger tail seahorse), 1846 nucleotides. RefSeq lists its product as uncharacterized. Gene Ontology annotation, cellular component: basolateral plasma membrane; cell junction. Gene Ontology annotation, biological process: cell-cell adhesion; receptor clustering; embryo development. The coding region runs from base 1 to 1125 and encodes 374 amino acids. Lineage: Eukaryota; Metazoa; Chordata; Actinopteri; Syngnathiformes; Syngnathidae. The transcript is spliced from 8 exons. The record is from RefSeq and is a predicted model, not a curated record. Gene Ontology annotation, molecular function: protein kinase binding.
AUGGAGAAACAGCAGGUGGGGUCUUCCAAUAUACUCCAGGAGAGUACGACCCAUCAAGCGGGCCUGCCCCUCAGGACCAGCUGCCAAAAUUGGGCCCUUCCAGGUGUUGGCAAGGUAGCAAAAGCAUGUCUGCACAGGGGCGUCCACCUCCUCCCAGGCAUCGAUGGUGUGUGCACUCGCCAUUCGAAGAAAAGUGAGCAACCAACUAAGGAUGCCGCGAGCCAGCUGACGUCGAGUGAUAGUCACCCAUGUCGAUUUCGCCACCAGAGAAGUGGCACUCAAGAGGGACGAAAAUUUCAGCCGCACGCACCUCUUAAUGCCGGAUGCCGUCUCCAUGGAGACUCUGCCCGCAGUUCAAAGCUCCCCUCCGUCAGCAGACAUCUGAAGCCUGUUUUGCAGACUACUCACGAAUCGCUCACCUCACAUGUGCCAUUAGGGUUACAGAUCAAAGUAUCAGGCCAGAGGGACGGGCUCGGUAUAAGCAUAGCUGGUGGGAAAGGUUCUUUGCCUUACAAAGACCACGACGAGGGUAUUUUUAUUUCCAGAGUCACAAAAGGGGGGCCCUCGGAAAAAGCAGGGGUCCACGUUGGAGACAGAUUACUGGAGGUCAACAACCUCAGCAUGCGGGGAGCGACUCACUUGGAGGCCGUCCGAGCCCUGAGGAAUGCCGGGAGCUGUAUUAAAAUGAAAGUGUUGCGGGGAGGCUCGCAUGUGAGACGGCAGUUGACGGAUGACACUUGUGAUGCUGAAGAUGCUGCGAGCUGGCGGCUGUGCGGCCACGACGCCGCCAAAUGUCACAGCGGCACGCCGCACAAGGUGGAGGGCAGGGAUGACUGUUUAUCCAAGAAAAUGGACGCGGUGGUGUGCAACGGCAACGGCAUUGCUGAUUUCAAGAGUGACUUGCUGAGAUCUCAAGUCGGGGCAGAGGCUUUGACCAAAAGAAAUUUGCAUUUGGACAAAAACGCAAUGAAAAUUCCGCGGAUAAUCCUCACUCAUCCCUCCACGUCUGAUGAAGAUGCAGAGCUCUCACAACAAGGUCCCAGCAGAGAGGCGCAACCCGAUUCAGACAUUUCAGAGAGUCGUGUCCCUUUGGAAUGUUUUGACAGCGCAUUUUAUCCACCUUGAACGUAUGGAAACUUGAAACAACUGAGGGGACUUGAAAACAAACACAAGAAAAUGGUUGUUCCAAUUGCAGUUUUUUUUUUAAUUGCAGAUAAAUUAGUCAUUGACAAAUACUGUCAUAUUUAUUAUUUUGGAGAUCUGCGAUUGGCUGGGAACCAGUUCAAGGUGUACCCCGCCUACUGCCCUUCAAGGACAGCUCGUGAGGACAAAUGGAUUAGAAAGUGGAUGGACGGAUAAUUAUGUUAUUCAUGUAUGUUCUCUAUAAGGUAAAAACAGCUAAAAAAUAUGUUUAUAUAUGAGGAGCUGGAACAGAUUUAUGACCGUAUUAUCCAUGUUGCUUCCGGGUUCCGGAACUUCCAUUGUUAUGAAUUGAUCGUUAAUGUAAUAUAGUACUAGAAAGUUUAAUCCAUAAAUUUGUUUUUUUUACUGGCUUCGGGGAUUUCCAUUUGACAGAGGUCCGCAGGUGGUGGAUAAGAUUUCUCCCUCUAUCUCUCCCCCUCUCUCUUCGUCUCCCCCUCCCUUCCUGUGCUCUACAACUUCAAGUAACUGCGCCACCUGGUGUUGAAAUGCCUGUCAUUACAAGUCCAAAUGAAAUGAAUGCAAUCAUUCACAUCAAACCUUAAUUGUGUACCAACCUCCGGCGGGCCGGAAUAAAAAGGCCAAGGGGCUGGAUCCGGCCCACAGGCCGUAGUUUGCCCACAUCUGCUCUACACAGUAUAAUUCA